AUGUCGAUCGUUUUGGCGCAAGCAAAUGAUGGUGUCUUGCCACAGAGCUCACCAGCAUUUUUAUCCGACGUUCCCAAGCCUACAGGUGUAGUUGACGCUGUACCUACUAAGCCAUAUCCAACCGGUAGCUUGGACAUGCAUUGGAAAUUGGAUCUUUCCAAGUACCCUGCAGUGAAGCAAGUGCCACCCACCGACUCCCCCGAAGUCAAAAAUGCCAUUGCUGCUAUUGACUGGACCAAAGUUCCAAAAGCACCUAUUCGCAAGAAGCUACCCAACGGCAGUCUCGAUGUAUCCAACUAUAACAUAGAUCAGGAUCCCGACUGUUGGUGGUCCGCUAGUAUUUGUAAAACUCCAAAGGCGACGUACCUUCCUUCCGAUUAUUACAUGUGUCCCACCGUUGGUGACUGGGGUCUCAACUACGACGAUGGCCCAUUGAAUCCGGUCAACUUUGACCAUCCCGACAGUUGGGCUGAACCUGCCCUUUACGAUUUCUUGACGGACCAAAAUCACACUGCCACAUUAUUUUAUAUUGGCUCGUAUGUGGUUAGUUUCCCCAGCGCAGCUCAGAGAGCACUAAAUUCUGGAAACGUCCUCUGCAGCCACACCUGGAGUCACAAGCAGAUGACUUCCCUCACAAACGAACAGUUAGUCGCUGAAUUCUACUGGUCACUUCGUGCUAUCAAAGAAGCUACAGGUGUUACUACCAAGUGCUGGCGUCCUCCGUUUGGAGACGUUGACGAUCGUGUCCGCGCUAUCGCACAUCAAAUGGGUAUGCGAACCUUUUUGUGGGAACAAGAUUCGUUUGAUUGGCAAAUAGGAUCUAGCCAUCCUUCAUCAGAAGUUGAUGGAUAUUUCGAAAAAUGGCUUGCUGAUCGCAACACCUCUGCCGAUUCGACAAAUGGCCAUAUCACUCUUCAGCAUGAGCUCAAUGCCGACACCAUCAAAACCGCCAUGAAGUGGCUACCUCAGGUGUCCAAAAAGUUCAACGUCAUGCCUAUUCAUCAAUGUCUCGAUGAUACGUCGCCUUACUGGGAAUCAAACUUUGUGUAUCCCAAGCGAGACGGAAGUGUGCCAGAAACCAAGCAGCAAGUCGAUAGCAGUAAGCCAUCAGCAGCAUCCCGUGAAAGCGCCUCGGGUAGCGCUUCUACCCAACAGGCUUCUUCUUCAUCAUCAUCUAUGCAUGCUACUUUAUUGCCUUUCGUUGCCGCCACUGCCAUGUUUAUAUAUAGCACCUACUUUUAA
Messenger RNA from Umbelopsis ramanniana AG, 1242 nucleotides. RefSeq lists its product as uncharacterized. Gene Ontology annotation, cellular component: membrane. Gene Ontology annotation, molecular function: chitin deacetylase activity. Gene Ontology annotation, biological process: carbohydrate metabolic process. The record is from RefSeq and is a predicted model, not a curated record. The transcript has 3 exons. The coding region runs from base 1 to 1242 and encodes 413 amino acids. NCBI's taxonomy places the organism in Eukaryota, Fungi, Mucoromycota, Umbelopsidomycetes, Umbelopsidales, Umbelopsidaceae.